This is a messenger RNA of Gryllus bimaculatus (two-spotted cricket), 4259 nucleotides long. Lineage: Eukaryota; Metazoa; Arthropoda; Insecta; Orthoptera; Gryllidae. The record is from the annotation of a GenBank genome assembly.
GCACACGUUGCUGCAGGUUCUCCGGUAAGGUUGGUCAUAUCAGAUCGUCGGCAGUACUGAGCAAUAUAAGAAAGCGUCAGAGAGAAUAGAGCGAUUCUGUGGGCGGGAGAUUUCGUGAAAAGUAUAUUCUGUUAGCCAAAAACUUUCAGAUACGCUUUGCACCAUUUCAAUAGGCAAAGGAAUAAGAGAGCUAUGUGACAAGUUCGAUUUAAAUUGUGUGUUAUCACGGGUUUGAUAUUACACUUAGGUCAUUUAAAUAGCAACCAUUCCACCAGGUGCUUCAGUACAGAGGAAACUCCUUUGAAGGAGUUGCCGGUAUUUUUGUAAACUUGAGAAGAACCGUGAUAAAAUUUCUUUUUGCUCUUCUUUUUUGUUUGAUUUGUCGCAUUUCCUCGAUGAUGGCUUAAUAACUAGUGGAUUUCAAGUGCAUCAAAUGUGCCAUGGCAGCCACAGUCUCAGUUUCAAAGGGAUGCUUUGUAUUCAAUAAAAACAAAGUUUCAAAAAGAAAAACCGGAAAGAAAACAGUGAAACAAGAACUACUGUGUGAUGACCCUUGGUAUUUAGCUUAUAAAGAAUCUUGGAAUUGGGUGGAAGAAAAGUUUGAGUCUCUUCAUCAUGAGACGUUUUCAAGUGUAUUGAAGGAUUUGGUGUCAUUUGUGGAGAACACUUAUAAAGAUGAAAAUGUGGAACGUGAAAUUUCAACAGUGCCAACUGCUGCACUAUUAACUGGAAUAAAUAUGCCAGAUCACGGAGCUUUAUUUUCUACCCUUUGUGACUUACUUCAUAAACAUGUAAGCCCAUAUAUUGCCACCCUCCAUGCUCAUAAGUGCAAGACAAUUCGUCAUACUGUGGAACAAAUGACAUCACAAUUCAUGAAUGCACCAACAGAUGAUGAAGGUGACAGUUUUUCUGAAGAAUCAGAUGAUGAGAAGCCAAUUAAAGUGAAAAAGUCACAAUGUAAUAUGUUAGUUCUUGAAUCAUGGUAUCAGGAACAUCAACCGAAUAUUGUCAAUAUUUUUGAAAACAGUGAAAAGACUAAAAGCAUUGAAUUGAAGGAAGGAGGUUUUAGCACAACCUCGCCUAUCAGGAAACAUUUGACUAAUGAAAUUACACAAAACAAGGAAAGCAGAUCUCCUCGAAAGCAAUUGCAAUUUAGUUGUGAUGACAGAAAGGAGGCAGAGACCGAAGGAGGGAAUGAACUUCAUCUUCAAAAAUGUUUAGAGAUUUUUAAUGAAAGAAUUGAUUCUGAACAUUCAAACACAUGCACUAAUACAGUGAAAUUAAAUCAAGAAGCAGUGUUGCUUCACAGGACUCCAGUGAAACAAGAGUUAAGUGUUAAAAAAGCAGAAGAUUCUCCAAGACUUGGAAGAACUCCACGGAAAUUAACUCUUCAAGAUUGUGAAGUUAUGAAGAGCCCUAAAAUAUCAUCUAAUGAAAAUUUGUCAGUUACAGGAACUCCUAAAGAUAGGAGAGUGAGAGAAUUACAGAACAAUGAACUUCGAAGGUCGCCUAGAUCUCCCAAACCAAUUUUGAGAUUAGUUGAAGAAUCAAGUGAAGAUUCUGACGGCUCCACAAAUGUAUCUUCCAAAAGAAGAAAAAUGACUCCUAAAAAAAAAAAUUAUUCUAAGUCUACUAAAACGCCAAGGCUUACUAAUGCCAAGGAAUCACAAAAAUGUCCUCUAAGUCCUAAAGUAUUUUUAAAGAGAAUUGAUAAUAAUUACCAAAUUAUUAAUUCCAUCAAUAGUGAUAGAGUUACAGAAUUGGGAAAUAAAGACAUAAGAACAACUCCAAGGAAAGUUGCAGAAUUGAUAGAAGAGCUGCGUGAUAAAAGAAGCCCUUCUGCUGAGCAGUGGAUUUGCGAAGUUGACUUGGAUGCUUUGGCAGCAAAAAAUAAAAUUCCAAAGAUUAUUUUGAGACAGUUGCAUGAUUUGAAAGUAAAAUUGUCACCACAAAGAUCUCCAGUGAAGGGAAGUCCAUUACUAGAAGUUAAGAAAGAAACUCAGUGUACUCCUCGAAAAAUGUCUAAUCAAACUCCAGUUAAAAAAAGCAAAGAUACAGAGAUGGAAGAAAAUAAGAACAAAAUUACAUCUACAGAAAAUUGCCUUUUGUCGGCAAGUUUCCCUCCUUACAGAGAUAAUCAAAGAAAAAAACUUAUUGUUAUUAUACCAGAAUUUGAAAAAUUUCCUAGUAAAAUUUUACAAGAUUUUAUCCUUAUUCUCAGGUCUUGUACGUGCCUCUGCUUACUGAAAAUGGUGAUUCUUUUCUCCUCAGAAUUCCCUUUUCGUCUAGGUAAUAAGACAUUUUGUUUUUUAAUGGAUGCAUUUUUGUAUUAUGAUUUAUCUGUCAAAGGAUUUGUUCAAGCAAUUAAGUUUUGUAUGAUGGAGCAUUUUUGUGGACAAAAUUGGAAAGAAUUAUGUUGUAAACUAGACUCCUUAAGAGAAAAAAAGAUAAAUUCCAAAGAUCUUCCAUCCUUGAGAAGUUUACCUUCUAUGUUGCGUUACAUGGAUAAUUUGGAAGAGGAAGAUAAACAAAAAUUGAUGAAUGAUGAUCAGCAUUUACAUGUUCGUGAACUAUAUGGUAUGGCUGCUUCAUCUCCAAUCACAAGAACUGCAGAAUACAAAGAAUGUUUUCAAAUUCUUAAAUUCCUUUCCAGAGAUGAACUUACAAUGAAACUGAAUACAAUUAUUUCUAUUCUGGAUAUAAAUAAAGAGGAGCCACAAGUUAGCUCAUUGGUAGAAAUAUUUCGUGAUUAUCAGAAGAAGAUACAAGAGGCAGGAAUGGAAGUUGUUGGUUCACAAAAUUCUCCAACAAAAAUGCUGGUUCCAGAGGGUAAAAUGAGCAGACAAGCAUUCAAAGAAAAAUUAUUGCAGCUGUCAAAAAAGGACCAGCCACAAUCUCAAUUUGAAAAGAUGCGUGAAGAAUUUGUGGAUUACUUGUCAUCCAAAUUGUUCCCAGAGAUGUUAAAGCCUCCUGCUUCAUACCCAUUGAUGGAAAUUAUCAUGUUUGAUAACACAGCGAGUGUGAAAACACAUAUUGUUGGUGCACCACGCGCUGCUAUUCACACUGCUCUAAACGAUCCUCAAUUUUACCUUGAGUGUACAUGUUGCCAACAGACUGAGAAGGACAGCAUUUUAGCGUCUAUGCCAGACUUGUGCAUUGCAUACAAACUUUAUCAAGAAUGUGGACGAUUAAUCAAUUUGUAUGACUGGUUGCAAGCAUUCUCUGCGAUUGUUGACCCCCAAGAUGAAGAAGAAGACGAAGAUAAGCAACAAGAGAUCAAACCUCAAAUUCAAGCACGUUUCACCAGAGCAGUAGCAGAGCUUCAGUUCAUGGGUUUCCUGAAAACGUCUUCACGAAAAAUUGAUCAUGUUACAAAAUUGUAUUUUGAUGGAGGCUUUUAAAUUUGUAGCCCCACUGUUGGUAUGUCUUCAACUUAUUAAGAAAUUAUUAUUCAUAGGAAAAAUUUCAAUAUCAUGGUGUAUAUUUUGAUUAUUUUUUAUAAUUACAUACAUUAGCAUUUUAGAUAUAUUGUAUCCUGAGUGUAUGACUAUUUUUGAUAAAUAUUGUACUUUAAAGAGAACAAGAGAAUGGAAAAAACUGUCAAUGAAAGACAAUGUUAAGUUCAUGUAUCACAGUAAUAAAAGACCAUAUUGUAUCUUGUAAAUUCAUGUUGAAUUAAUUUUAUUUUAUUUCAAAAUAAAAUAACUCCAUUUUCCUACUUUCAUUGCUAUUUGAACAGGUUUAUAAAUUGCUUUCAAGGGAAGAAUCUGUAGUAGAAUACUGAUGUUACAUUUUGCACCCUGAAUUAUUAUACAAUCUUACAUAAGGAACAGAAUUUGUCGAGUAUUUGUUAGAUAGGAAAACUGCUUUCGAUAAAGGAAAUUGAGUUUUCUUGGAGCUAAAAAUUUGUAAAUGGUGCAUUCGUUGGUGUUGGACAGAAGGGCCACAGUGAUAAAUUAUCAAUGUUUCAUCAUCAACCAGUGUUACAUACUGGAAGAGGCCAGAAUCUGUAAAACAUUAAGACUUACAGUUUCCAUAAUGUUACCAUUAGAAUAAAGAAAAAUGAAUACAAUUUAAGGUAUCAUUAGCAGAUGCUGAAGCAUUGCUAGCGCUGUUUGUAAGCCAAUGACCUCAAUAUUAAUUUCAACUAUGAGGCAACUACAUUUCACAUUCAUCAAUAUUAAAUAUAUAACAGAAAUCUUGAAUUAAACAGUGAUUUAAUCGUGUUUUUUAUUGAAUAAUUUUAUUUUUAAUAAAUU